This is a messenger RNA of Impatiens glandulifera, 918 nucleotides long. RefSeq lists its product as uncharacterized. The coding region runs from base 1 to 918 and encodes 305 amino acids. NCBI's taxonomy places the organism in Eukaryota, Viridiplantae, Streptophyta, Magnoliopsida, Ericales, Balsaminaceae. The record is from RefSeq and is a predicted model, not a curated record. The transcript has a single exon.
AUGGAGUUUUUGAGAGAUGUUCGACUGCUUGUAUCGAGCGGUGGUCUUCUUUUUUGUAGAACUUCCCAAAGGAGACCCAAUCAUGUCGAACCUUUUGUGGUCAUUAACCCGGCCACUGGAAUGAAGGUUGAAGUAUCUGAACCUUCUGGUUUGUCAAGAGGAGAAAAAGAUAAUAAUUUAAAGGUUGUGUUCAGUCAUCAUAAUAAUGGCGAUCCUUUUCUUAUGAUUAUUAUGAUAGAUAUUGAUGGUUGGGAUGCAAUAUAUAAGUUAAUGGUAUACUCCUUUGAAGAAAAGAAGUGGAGAGGGAAGAGUCAACGAGGUAUUGAUAUUGGAGAAAGAAAUUUAUUCGUGGAAAAUCAUGUGUUCUUCGAUGAUUGUAUUUGUUUUUUGUCGGACUUUUACGGUGGUUUCACGCGUAAGAGUGAAUAUUAUUUCCCCUUUAUAUUGUGUUACAAUAUAGAAGAGGAAAAAACACAAUAUUUGAGAUUACCGAGGAAUGCAAAUAAAGGGCGAAACCACAGUACUUGUCGAAUGAAAAUAUUUUCAUGGGACAAGUGCGAGACGACGACGAUGUGUCUUGUUAAGUUUUGUAAAGGCCAAUUCACAAUAUGGGUAUGGAAUAAAGAAGGUGAGAAACAAGAGUGGGUUCAGAUUUUGAGGAAGACACUCUCGGAUAUUGGAAUACUAGAGCAUGUUGAUGUUGUCGGUUUUACAGUAAUGAAUGAAAAGACGUUGGUUAUUGUAAUGGAAAACAAAAAGGUUUACUCUUACAAUCUGGUGAGUGAUGGUGUCAAACAAAAGACGGCGACUCUUAUAAGCAAUAACCAUGGAUGCAAUGGAUGGAAUUUUAUAAUGUAUUCCUACUCUAACACCUUGGCUCAAAUUCCAAAUGCUGUGCCCAUUUUCUACCAAGCCUAA